AUGCAAGGAAAAUGUCCGUUAGAGCCUAAGAACAGAUUCAUCAAUUUAAAACCAAUUUCUCAAAAAUUAUUCAGCAGAACUAUGCUAAAUUUUAAUACUUCUCCCUCAAAUGCAGCUUCAGAUCGUGCUCCUAGCAAUAAUAACGAAGAAAUAAUUAAAAAUAAUAUUCGCCAAACAAACAGAGUUCUAACUGUUUUAUCCCCAAAAAAUUCAAAACCUACGCUAAUUAUUAAAAAACGGUCUAAAACCCCAAGAAUCCAAACUCCUCUUACAACUCAAGGCUCCACAAAUGACCUUGAAAUCGCAAAAGAUCCAAUAGAUUUUUAUGAUUUUGGGAAAAUUUUAGGAAUUGGCUCCUAUGCAAUUGUAAGAGAAGCGGUUUAUGCUCCUUCAUUGACUAGCCCCUUCCUUUAGAUUGAGCAAAAAUUCCUACUUCAAUUUAAAAAGGGGUUAAUUUUUUUUAAAAAUUAAAAAAAAUCUCAAUAUUUUUGAAUUUUAAAUUAUUUUUAUAAAGAAAUUAAUUUAUACAGAGAGAAACUGUUUAAAUAAUAUUUUUACCACUACUUUUUCAAUUUUUUAGGUAAAAACUAAUUUUAUAAAAAAUUAAUAUUUUCACCUAUAAAUUCCCUAUUGAAAAAAAAUAAUCAAAUUUAAAAAGCGUUAAAGCACCCAAAAAUUGAAAAUUUGUUCCAAUUUAAAGGGGGGAGUAAGUACGCAGUUAAAAUUUAUGAGAAAAGCAAGCUAAUUGAUCCUCACAAGAAAAGAAAUGUAAAAAAAGAAGUUGUAAUUAUGAGUACUCUAAACCAUCCUUUUAUUAUUAAAAUGAAAGAAUGUAUUAGCACAAAGCACCAGCUGUAUAUAUUUAUGGAAUAUGUCGGAGGAAUGUCACUGCAUAAAUACUUAAAAGCAAUGCCAAACAGAAAAUUGAAUGAAGACGAAGGUAGGAGGAUUUUUGGUCAAAUUUUAUCAGCCGUAGAUUAUUGUCACUCACUAGGUAUUGCACAUAGAGAUAUCAAGCUUGAAAAUAUCCUGAUUGAUAAAUAUAAUAACAUAGAUAUAAAAAAAAAAAUUAUAUAAAAAUAAUUAUUUUUUUUAAAAAAUAAUUUAGACCAUAAUAACAUCAAAUUAAUUGAUUUUGGAUUUUCAACUUAUGUAUCAAGUGACAAAAAGAAUACAGUCUUUUGUGGAACCCCCAGCUAUAUGGCUCCAGAAAUUAUAGCUAGAAGAGGAUAUCAAGCUGCAUCAGCUGAUAUAUGAGCAUUAGGAGUCCUUUUAUAUGUACUUCUAUGUGGGAACUAUCCAUUUAGAGGCAAAACAGACCAAGAAGUCUACAAAAAUAUUUUAAUUGGAAAUUAUGAAGCUCCAAGCGGAGUCUCAUAUCUCGCGAAAUCACUAAUAAGAAAAACACUCCAAAGCGACCCAAAUAAGCGCCCACUAUGCUCACAAAUUAAAGAAGACCCUUGAAUGAAAUGCACAAAUAUAUUGCAGCCUUCUAAUAGCCAUAUUGAUUUAGAUAAGCUUCAAUUUAUUUCACAAAAAACGCUGAAAGGUAAAGAAAAUAAAGAAAAUUAA
Blepharisma stoltei is the source of this 1572-nucleotide messenger RNA. The record is from the annotation of a GenBank genome assembly. Lineage: Eukaryota; Ciliophora; Heterotrichea; Heterotrichida; Blepharismidae.